This is a messenger RNA of Paecilomyces variotii, 726 nucleotides long. RefSeq lists its product as hypothetical. NCBI's taxonomy places the organism in Eukaryota, Fungi, Ascomycota, Eurotiomycetes, Eurotiales, Thermoascaceae. The coding region runs from base 95 to 514 and encodes 139 amino acids. The record is from RefSeq and is a predicted model, not a curated record. The transcript has a single exon.
UUACGUUCCUUUUGUUCUGGUAUUGGGGUGGCACCAAAAAAACAGCGAAAGACCGCACAUAUACGGAUCUAUAACCCAAGAAGGCGUUCGGUAUAUGCUAUCCUUUCUCAUUAUUUGCCGGUGGAGGUUUUGCGUCUGUGAUUUUAUCGACAGGGGUGGGGCAAGGGUUAGCCCGGGUGUUUCCUAUAUUUUUUUAUUUACUUUCAUACCCCAAAGGCCAGUUUAUAGAUCUCCGGCCUCGCGACUUGUUACCUCGGUAUCUUGCGCCAGCCAUUCUUUUCUUUUCUUUCUUUUCUUUUUCGCUUCAUACCCACAAUGUGUAUUUCGAAGUCUAUAUCCUUUUGCUGUGUACCGCGCCAGACGCGGAAAACUACUGCACUGGCGUUCAUUUGCAUCUACCGAAGUUGCUCAUUUCAGGUGGCCCGUCUCGUUUAUUCCUUCCUUUUGUGUCGUCUCCAUAUACUGCAUCCACUUCCCUGUACAUUCCUUUACUCCGAGCCCUCUCUACUACUGAGCUCCUUUGGUCUUGAUCGCAGCAUUGAGGAAAGGCGUAGGUUUUUGUGUGUUCCAGUCAUGUAUCCGCCUACUGAAUCUGAUACUUUGUAUUGGCCCACUGCGCUGGUCAGUGGUGCCCGUUAUUAUCACUUAUAUGUAAUUAUAGUCCUACAUGGGCAUCUGUUUGCCUCUGCACAUACUUAAUGAAACAGAAAUACGUGUGUCCUUGCG